Molecule: messenger RNA, 525 nt
Organism: Clonostachys rhizophaga
Lineage: Eukaryota; Fungi; Ascomycota; Sordariomycetes; Hypocreales; Bionectriaceae
Source: the annotation of a GenBank genome assembly
AUGCAAAUUCGUCUUAAAAACCCGACCCUGGUCUUACUUCCCAGUGCCAUCAUUCUUGGCGCUGCCCUCCUCUUUGCAACAUUGCAGGCGACGUUCCCCUCCACAUAUACUCAUACUGAGUUGCAAGUCACGUUGGCCCAGGAGCCGAGCGAAGCUGUCGUAGGGCUGUGUAUACUCUCACAGCGCUUGGCCAACUAUUUCGUUCUCGACGCCGCGGCCUUUCAACCAGGCGGUCACGGCGCCAACGGCGGAGGCCGAGAGCAAGAACCAACCCUCUUCAGCAUCCUUAAGCUUGAUCCAUUCAAGUCUCCGUUCAACGAGGCUGAAAAGGCAUGCCGCAACCACAGGUCUUAUGGCAAACAAAUUACGGACACCACUAUGGACACCGUCUUCCGGGCCGGGAACAGAAUCCUGGGGCGAUGGUCUCUCCAUGGUUGGGAAAAUGAAGGGACUUUUGUCAUGCUUGUUCAGGAAGCAAUGUAUGGACUGAUCAGGGAGGAUACCCGAUGUAUCUACAUGGAUUGA